AUGAAGGAUCACUCAAAUAGCAUCCUCUGUGUGGAGGCAGCAGAGCUGAGCAAGACGGAGUUCUGCAAUCCUGCUUUUGAGCCUGAAUCAGGGCCACAUUGCCCCCUGUCAGCCUUCCAGGAGGAGGCCAGCUGUGGCACCAGCGCUCCCUGGCAGGGCCAGCGUCCCCGAAGGCUGCGGACUGACUGCCGCUUCUCCUGGCUGUGCGUCCUGCUGCUGGCUGUUCUGCUACUCCUGCUGCUUGGGCUGCUGGUGGCCAUCAUCCUGGCCCAAUUACAGGCUACACCUUCAGCUGGGGCCUCCUCCCACCUACUGCCCAGCCAAGGCCUCACCACCACGAGUGCCAUCCCCACCCAUGGCAUCACUGCCACCAUCACCUCUCAGGCAACUGGGACUCCUAAAAGGCCUCAGGAAGCAGGCAUGAGCCCCACAUCUCAGCCCACCUGUGGGGGCCUCCUUCCUGGCCCCAUGGGCUUCUUCAGCAGCCCCAACUACCCGGACCCUUAUCCACCUAACGUCCAUUGCGUUUGGCAUAUCAAGGUGGCCACAGACCAAGCCAUUCAGCUCAGAAUUGACGCUCUCAACAUAGAGAAUGUAGCCUCCUGUCUUUUCGAUCGCUUGGAAAUCUCCCCGGUGCCUGAAGGCCCCCUUCUCCGAGUGUGCGGGAAGGUGCCUCCCCCCACACUCAACACCAAUGCCAGCCACCUCCGGAUGGCCUUCGUCUCUGACAACAGUGUGGAGGGAUUUGGCUUUCAUGCCUGGUACCAGACUGUGGCUCCUGGGCACGGAAGCUGUGCCCCCGAUGAGUUUCCCUGUGACCAGCUCGUGUGCCUGUUACCUGAAUCAGUGUGCGAUGGUUUUGCCAAUUGUGCUGACGGCAGUGACGAGGCCAACUGCAGUGCCAAGUUCUCGGGGUGUGGGGGGAAUCUGACUGGGCUCCAGGGCACUUUCUCUGCCCCCAGAUAUCUGCAGAGGUACCCUCACCAACAGCUAUGCACCUGGCAUAUCUCAGUGCCUGCCGGACAUGGCCUGGAACUACAGUUCCACAACUUCAGCCUAGAAGCCCAGGAUGAAUGCAAGUUUAACUACGUGGAGGUGUACGAGACCAGUAACUCCGGGGCCCUGAUCCUCCUGGGCAGGUUCUGCGGAGCACAGCCACCACACCGCCUCACCUCCUGGAGACCCCAGCUGGCUGUGCUCUUUAGGACUGACCGUGGCACCAGCAGCGGGGGCUUCUCGGCCACCUACCGGGCCCUCAAUGCCACAGAGAACCCCUGUGGGCCCAGAGUGUUUUCCUGCCAGGACAGACGGUGUCAGAAUCUGCAGUGGAUGUGUGACACAUGGAGGGACUGUGCAAGCAGCAGUGAUGACAACUGCAGUAGCUCCCUGUUCCCAACCCCAGAGCUGGCCUGCGAGCCCAUCCGGGUGGAGAUGUGCAUCGGCCUGAGCUACAACACCACAGCCUUCCCUAACAUCUGGGUGGGCAUGGCCAGCCAGGAGGAGGUGGUGGAGGUUCUCGGAGGUUACAAGAGUCUGACAAGUCUGCCCUGCUACCAGAAUUUCCGGAGGCUGCUUUGUGGGCUGCUGGUGCCCCAAUGCACCCCGAUCGGCAGUGUUCUCCCCCCUUGUCGCUCAGUCUGUCAGGAGGCAGAACACCAAUGCCAGGGUGGCCUGACCCUAAUGGGCACUCCCUGGCCCUUCAACUGCAACAGGCUGCCUGAGGCGUCUGGUCUGGAGGCUUGUGCCCAGCCCUGACCCUGAAGCCACGCCUGCCCUGUCUCCCACCCUCCUUUGCGUGUCAGGGUGGGCAGGAUGGGGAACAGAGGAGGGGGCAGCGCCCGCUGUGCCCACCCCCUCUGGGCCUCAUAGGGAAGCAGACCUCAAG
Molecule: messenger RNA, 1885 nt
Organism: Condylura cristata (star-nosed mole)
Lineage: Eukaryota; Metazoa; Chordata; Mammalia; Eulipotyphla; Talpidae
Gene: MFRP
Product: membrane frizzled-related protein
Exons: 13
Coding region: 1-1755 (584 amino acids)
Molecular function (GO): protein binding
Source: RefSeq, a predicted model, not a curated record